Messenger RNA from Arvicanthis niloticus (Nile rat), 4176 nucleotides. It is a transcript of the gene Slc2a9, whose product is annotated as solute carrier family 2 member 9. Gene Ontology annotation, cellular component: plasma membrane. The record is from RefSeq and is a predicted model, not a curated record. Lineage: Eukaryota; Metazoa; Chordata; Mammalia; Rodentia; Muridae. Gene Ontology annotation, biological process: dehydroascorbic acid transport. Gene Ontology annotation, molecular function: D-glucose transmembrane transporter activity.
GAGCAGCUGUCUCAGUUGCUUGGGAGCAGGGGAGCAAACUUGCUGGCUUCCUGUUCAGGCAUGAUCACACAGCCACGCUUCCUGUUCUGCCCGCCUUCCUGUGGACUCUGCCUCCUCACUGCAGAGAUGCCCUGGGAAGUCCAGGGUCCUGGAGCCAGGAAGAAAAAAACAUGGAUGCUGGGGAGCUUGCCUUAGCUUCCCUGAUACGUGACACCAGCGGCCCCGGGGAGCUGCCUGUGAGUCACCAACAGAGGAGGACAAAGUACUGGUCCUUCUCGCUCGUCGUGGCCGCUCUCGUGGGAGCCUUCGGAUCCUCCUUCCUCUAUGGGUACAACCUCUCCGUAGUGAACGCGCCCACGCCGUAUAUCAAGGCUUUUUACAAUGAAACCUGGGGCAGAAGGUAUGGACAUCCCAUAGACCCCGAUACCCUGACUCUGCUCUGGUCUGUGACUGUGUCCAUAUUUGCAAUUGGUGGCCUGGUGGGAACGCUGAUGGUGAAGAUGAUCGGAAAGUUUCUUGGGAGGAAGUCCACAUUGCUGGUCAACAAUGGAUUUGCAAUUUCUGCAGCGUUGCUGAUGGCCUGCUCACUCCAGGCAGGAACCUUUGAGAUGCUCAUUGUAGGACGGUUCAUCAUGGGCGUGGAUGGAGGCAUCGCACUCAGUGCACUCCCCAUGUACCUCAACGAGAUCUCACCCCAGGAGAUCCGGGGCUCUCUGGGCCAGGUGACUGCCAUCUUCAUCUGCAUUGGCGUGUUUUCUGGACAGCUGCUGGGCCUGCCUGAGCUGCUGGGAAAGGAGAGCACCUGGCCAUACCUGUUCGGAGUGAUCAUUGUCCCUGCCUUGGUCCAGCUGGCAAGCCUGCCAUUUCUCCCUGAGAGCCCACGCUACCUCCUCUUUGAAAAGCACGAUGAGGCAGGAGCCAUGAAAGCCUUCCAAACAUUUCUGGGGAAAGAAGAUGUCUCCCAAGAACUGGAGGAAGCCCUGGCCGAGAGCCGUGUGCAAAGGAACCUCCGCCUGGUAUCUGUGUUGGAGCUUCUGAGGGCGCCCUUUGUCCGCUGGCAGGUCAUCACUGUCAUUAUCACCAUGGCCAGCUACCAACUAUGUGGACUCAAUGCGAUCUGGUUCUACACCAACAGCAUCUUUGGGAAAGCUGGGAUCCCUCAGGACAAGAUCCCAUACAUCACCCUGAGCACAGGAGGAAUUGAGACGCUGGCUGCUAUCUUCUCUGGCCUUGUCAUUGAGCGCUUAGGAAGGAGACCUCUCCUCAUUGGUGGCUUCGGGCUGAUGGCACUCUUCUUUGGGACCCUCACCGUGACACUGACCCUGCAGGACCAAGCUCCCUGGAUCCCUUACCUAAGCAUUGUGUGCAUCUUGGCCAUCAUUGCUUCGUUCUGCAGUGGUCCAGGUGGGAUCCCAUUCAUCCUGACUGGAGAGUUCUUCCAACAGUCAGAGCGGCCGGCAGCCUUCAUUAUCGCAGGCACAGUCAACUGGCUUUCCAACUUCGUUGUAGGGCUCCUUUUCCCCUUCAUCCAGAAAAGCCUGGACUCCUACUGCUUCCUCGUCUUUGCCAUAAUAUGUAUUGCAGGUGCUAUCUACUUCUAUUUUGUCCUCCCGGAGACCAAGAACAGAACCCAUGCAGAAAUCAGCCAGGCAUUCGCCAAGAGGAAUAAAGCUUAUCCCCCAGAGGUGAAGGCUGACUCAGCCAUGGCAGAGGAGAAGGCCAACAGCCAGACUGAGCCAGAUCCAUCUUCCACACUGGAAAGCUAUGGCCAAAACAAAAUUGUCUAAAUGUGUGUUCUUGCUACAGUAACCCAAGACUUCCCCAAAACUUAGAAGAUUUCAGGUGACUAAAGCCAUGUGAGAUUCCUAUGCUGAGGAGCUAGGAAGAAACCCAUGGGAAUCGAACCUUACAGUCACACGUCUGAACUCCCCUGGAAGCAUUCCUAGGUUUGCUCCACUCAGCAUACUAUACAGACCAAGGGCUGCCUUCCUCAUGCUUGAACCCAUAGUUUUGAAAUAAAGUUGGGGGAAAGGGAACAGGUUGCCUUCUCAUAGGAAAGCAAUCUGGUCUGAUGAAUACUCAAUGUAUUGGGAAUGGCAGCCUGGGGCUUGUCUCAGCUGUGCUGUUGCUAAGCAACCCUGACCUACCCUCCUCAGCCACUAGCCUCCAGGCCCCCAGACCUUGGAAGGCUUCCCAACUUCCAUGGGGAGAUUCUUUGACCCACUAACAAAUGCCUGUUGCUAACCUUUGGCUCUGCCCUGUGGACCCGAGGCUUAGGAACGCUUCAUAACAACCCACCAGGCUGCUCAUCAAACCAAGACAGGCUCUUCCCCCAGCACUCAAGGCUGCCAGGUCUGAGGCUGUCUUUAGUUCAGACUGUUACAAAGAUCACACAGAGGAUCAACAAGUAAUUUGAAAAAGAACUUUGUGGUACCUAGGGGGCAGAGACUGCAAGGUGGGCUCUGAACAUGGAGAGUGACUCUGAGAUCAAACCUAGGUUUGAUGAGAAAGAACACUGGGAUUGAUUGAUGAUGUCUGUCUUGGAUGUAGGAAUGACAACCUCAGUUCCUAAGCCUUGUGUUUGUGGUGUAAAGGAGUUCAUCUUUAGAGGUAACAAACUGCCUGGAAAGACACUUGACAUCCAUCACUCCUAGUGCUCAGGUGAAGGCUGGGGUGGCAGAGAUUACCUGUCUCAACAGUUAUUUAGGAAGUCAAAGAGGCGGUUCUAGAGGUGGGUGUCUGGUUGGGGCAACUUGCAUCUUGCCAUCAUCAUGUUUGGCUGAAUUCCUUCUUCUGCCUUCAAAAAAGUACAUGUGACAAAUGUCAUAAGCAAAUGGCAGGUACAUCAACUGGCAUUGUUGUAUUUAUGUUUAGGGUGCCUUAGAGGGUGUGUUCCAGGAAGGGAAGUCUCCAGACCAGGCAACACUGCUGUUUUCCUGACAGUUCUGGAUGAGGAUGGCCUUAACCAAAACCUGUGUUCUGACUGUUCCCUCCCUGUUGAAAUCUCUUCAUCUUGGGCCUCUCCUUGGUGUAUUCCCAGCUCAGGAAGUCAUACCAUCCAGCACUGGUUUGAGCACUGGGUGUUGGUAUAGAGAGAACACAACAUAUAGAUUUGACAAGGGCCUCUUGCAAAGGGAACCAAGAAAUUGUAAAACCAAAAUAAUAACAUUUGAAAGCUGCCAUUCACUUGGAGAUUUAAGUAUUUUGUCAAUAAAUAUUUAUCAGACAGUCACUAGUCUGCCUUGGCUGAGUACUGAAGACAGAUCCAUGCGCAAGGAAACACACUGCCCUGACCUUCACACUCACACGUCUGACAGAGAGAUGGGCCGUCAAAGCACUAAUAGUUGCCAUUUCUUCAGUGGGGGGUGGGCAUUGGUAGGAGGAAUAGAUGAGAUCUUAGCUGAGAAAGAGGAAUGCCUUCUAAGACAAGGGCUAGAGCAGAGUCAGGGCCAGUGACCAUGAGGCCAGAGGCCAGCAAGUAUUAUUGGUAUGUUCUUAAUAUUUGAAAUUAUAGGGAAGCCACACUAAGGACAUUUUGGGAAAAAAUUAAUCUCAUAAUAAAACUGAUCAUCUCCCACGCUUCACUGUUUCACUUUUCAGACAGCCCUGUCUGUUUCCUGCCUGUUAUUAAUCCACUUGCAAACACAGAAUACAUAAAGCAUAAUUAGAAUCAUCUUUCUCUUAUCUCCUAUUUUUCCCCACUUGAUAUUAAAUCAAAUACAUCAUCUCAACCCUGAAGACUUUUGUUCACACUCUGGUGCCCGCUGCAGAGACUUCUCCACAUUGGAAGCUGUUUCUUGGAUCCUAGAAGAAAAUGGAGAUCCAAGAGUCAGAGUCAGGUGUACCCUGAAGGCCUACAGGCCAAAGUUUUGCUGGGUGACAGUGGCUGUUUGCAUUCUGCAUCCUUGCAUGGUCAUCAAGAGAAGCUUGGCUGUCAGUCUGACUCUGAUUCCCACCCAAGCUCUAGGUGUGAGGACCUUGUCAAUCCAGUUCAAUUAUUUCCUUAUCUCAAUCAAAGGCAUGCAGCAGACCCCAGCACAGGCCUGGUCCAGUUCCCAGGCACACAUAUAAUGGGGACUGAAAGAACAGAGCAGAGUCUUCCGAAUGAAGCUGAAGUGAAUUUACCACCCACAAAGGUGUAGGAAGCCGCGGUUAGCGGUGGUUAGCGGUGAUAUA